This is a messenger RNA of Lepus europaeus (European hare), 5442 nucleotides long. RefSeq names its product protein-L-isoaspartate (D-aspartate) O-methyltransferase domain containing 2 (gene PCMTD2). Lineage: Eukaryota; Metazoa; Chordata; Mammalia; Lagomorpha; Leporidae. The record is from RefSeq and is a predicted model, not a curated record. Gene Ontology annotation, molecular function: protein-L-isoaspartate (D-aspartate) O-methyltransferase activity. Gene Ontology annotation, cellular component: cytoplasm. Gene Ontology annotation, biological process: protein modification process.
UUCGACGCCCGCGGCGCGGGGCCCGGCGGCCGGCCGGCUCCGUGCGCUCGGCGACGUCUUGGCGAGGCCGCGGGAAGUCGCUGGGACGGGGCCGGCGUCCGUCCAGCAGAGAGCAGGAUUCGAAUUGGGUUUGAGCUGAGUCCUGGACCCUUGACGUGAGCAGCUCUUUUGAAAACUUAGGUUGCAGCGCUGCCUGAGCGUGACCUUGGACAUGGGAGGUGCCGUCAGCGCUGGGGAGGACAAUGAUGAGCUGAUCGACAACCUGAAGGAGGCACAGUACAUCCGGACCGAGUUGGUAGAACAGGCUUUCCGAGCUAUCGAUCGCGCGGAUUAUUAUCUGGAAGAAUUUAAAGAAAAUGCUUACAAAGACCUGGCGUGGAAGCACGGAAACAUUCACCUCUCGGCACCGUGCAUCUACUCGGAGGUGAUGGAAGCCCUGGACCUGCAGCCGGGACUCUCAUUUCUGAACCUGGGGAGUGGAACCGGGUACCUCAGCUCCAUGGUGGGCCUCAUCCUAGGUCCUUUUGGUGUGAACCAUGGAGUGGAGCUGCACUCAGACGUGAUAGAGUACGCCGAGCAGAAACUGGACUUCUUCAUCAGAACAAGCGACAGCUUCGACAAGUUCGACUUCUGUGAGCCUUCCUUUGUCACUGGCAACUGCCUGGAGAUCGCUCCGGAUUGUUCUCAGUAUGACCGUGUGUACUGUGGGGCUGGCGUGCAGAAGGAGCAUGAAGAAUACAUGAAGAACCUGCUCAAGGUGGGAGGGAUCCUCGUCAUGCCCCUGGAGGAGAAGUUGACCAAGAUAACGCGCACAGGUCCUUCUGCUUGGGAAACCAAGAAGAUUCUGGCUGUGUCUUUCGCUCCUCUGAUCCAGCCCUGCCGUUCAGAGUCAGGAAAACAAAGACUUGUCCAGUUACCACCGCCGGCGGUCCGCAGCCUCCAGGACUUGGCACGCAUUGCCAUCCGGGGCACCAUCAAGAAGGUCAUUCACCAGGAAACAGCGAGCAGAAGUGGAAGUGGACUGAAGAAUACGCCCAGGUUUAAGCGAAGGAGGGUUCGCCGCCGUCGCAUGGAAACAAUCGUUUUUUUGGACAAAGAGGUCUUUGCCAGUCGGAUUUCCAACCCCUCCGACGACAACAGCUGUGAAGACUCGGAAAAGGAACGGCGGGAAGGGGAGGAGAAGGUGCUGCCCGACACGAAGCCGGACCCUCCUGUGAACUUCCUGCGCCAGAAAGUCCUGAGCCUGCCUCUGCCAGACCCCCUGAAGUACUACCUGCUGUACUACAGGGAGAAGUGAGGGCGAGAGGCCGUCUGCGUGCCGCUCCAUGCUGCCGAGGGUCAGCCGGGGUCGGGGCAGCAGCCUCACGCUCAUGGGUGUUUCUGUUCUUCCAGUUCUUGGUCGUCCUCUAAAACUGAUGCAACCCUCGCCCAGCAAGACCCUGCCUGGAGGAACGUUCCCCAGACUGGAGAAGCUUGCUGGGGAAGGGUGGCGUGUGGUGGUCACGCACACAGGGUUGUCACCCAGGAAGAAGAACACUGAGGUUGAACCAAGCUGUCCCGCUCCCAGGUGUGAGACGCAGCACGUGUCUACGUGUGGGUGUCUCCUGGGGCAGACGCACCUGUGCCUGGGUCUGAGGGGAACCGUCGUGGAGGGUCCUCAUCUUCAGUAAAUGCACUGCAUUUUCUGAGUUGUCAGUUGUGAUUUUUGAGAGGAUAAUUUCUGAUGGAGAGAGGAGGAAUGAAAGCAUCAAGCCGCUGGUUGUCUUUGUAGAAGUCUGAGACCUCCAGUGAGGUUAUUUUUUGUGAUACUUUUUGUUAUCCUGAAAGAACCAUUGUCAAGUAAUCCCUUAAAGAAUAUCCUAAGAAAUGAAACAAGUUUGUGUGUAUGUGUGAGCAUCAAGCUGAAUUACUUUCACCCUAACUGCGGGGUUGGUUCCUACGCAGCACGAGAGAUGGCGGUGGGUUUCCGGGGUGUGGCAGGCUCGGUCCUCAGGGCAGUGGACUGGGAGCCACGUGGCAAUGGCCUGUGUGUCCUUUGAUGUGAGUGUGCCGUUUCUCUGUAAUCUCAUUAGAGCUCUGAUUCAUAGACUUUGUCUUUUAUAAUUCUGAGUGGAAAGAGAGUGGCUAGUUUUGUAGUUUUCCUUGAGAACAGAUACCUGUAUUUUAGCAGCCCCGUUGCAUUAGGACGCCUGACUGUGUCGUGAAUCGUCUUCUUGAGCAGCGUGAUUGGAAGGACGUUCUUGAUUCCAAAUAACGGUUUUUAAAACUGCUUUUUAACCCAAAGAAAAGUGAAGCAUAAAUUCUAACGGGAAACCCAGAUCCCAGGCUUUGAUGUCGGAUCAAGUGUGCAGAGUCUGUGAUGAGCCCUUAGCCUCUGGAGCUGCCGGGCUUCAGUGUCUGCGGGGUCUCCGACUUGCCUGGGUCGGCUUUACCACGCAGUGCCGUCUGCACAGACAGCGAGGACACGGGAGCCACGUGAAGCCACGUGAAGGAAGCGGGCUCAUAGCUGUGCUUUCCUUGUUCAGGCUCAGGGGACUUGGCAAUGCUUCGCGAUCUGCAGAACCGUGCUGGCACAGCUGCCAGGUGGUGGGGCGUGGCCUCUGACACGUUCCCUGGGUGACUGCGCCUUUCCUGCUGAUUGCAAAAGGACUGCGUUUUUUAAACCACACCUGUCGUCGUCGUGGAUCGUAAGUCAUCACAACGCGUAAGACGUUUUUCCUACCUGGUUAUUGUUUCCAAGCAUUUGUAUCUCCAUGUUAUCAACUUGUGAUUUUUAAACCAGAAUGGGUUAAUAAUAGUUGUAAUGUGUGUGAAAAAUGGUGUCAGUGUUUCUAUUGUAAAAAUAGGGAAAACUAAGGAGGUUUUCCUGCACCCCGCACCAGAGCUGGCAGGGAAGCCCGGCGUAGGGCCUGUGUGCUAAGCCACGUUCCGCACAGUGCUGCCUUUUGUGUUUCAAGGAGUCUGUUUUUAGUGUGUGGCUUUUUCCUGAAAAGUAGUAAAGCCAUAGACUAGUGCAGGACACAUGUUAAAUGAGUAAAUAUCACGUAUGUAACGUAAGAAGCAAAUGUGUAUGUAGAGGUACUCCUGCUCAUCCGGGACCUCGAUGGGAAGAAUCUGACCGGCUGGUGUGAGGGUAAACACACGGGGUCAGCAACAGGGUCGCACCCCUGUGGGGUCUAAACUGUGUGUGCUCUCCCAGUCUUAAACAAAUAAAGCUGUUUCGCAUCACGUGUCUUAGGUAUUAGGCUCUGUAACAGACCCAGGGGAGGUGUCACUCCGAAUUCUGAAGUGUGGAAUUGGACAGGCAGCUAGAAAAAGCGCCGAGUGCCCCAGGCAGCAGGGGCUUCCACUGGCGGCUUUGUGGCAUAUCUCCCAUCCUAGAGAAUGUCCGAGGAUAUCUCGAUGAUGGCGGUGGUCUUCAGGGCGGUCUGCUCCCUGUGGUUCGUACGUGAGCUCUCCAGCGUCUGCUGUGUGGGGCCGUAUGCCAGAGCUGAAGAUGAAACUGCAGAGUGCAGGGACUUAGAUGAAAACUGCAAAGAAUUAAUUGAUGAACUGAAAAUGACUGAAGGGUGUGAACUUAAGGGACAGACAGCAAGAGGCUGAAUGAUGUCACAGAAAUGGGCAGGUAGUGGGGCCGGCACUGUGGUGUAGAAGGUUAAGCUGCCACCUGCAGUGCUGGCAGCCCGCAUGGUGCCGGUUCGAGUCCCUGCUGCUCCACUUCCAAUGCAGCUGCCUGCCGAUGUAGCUGGGAAGAGCAGCAGAGGAUGGCCCAAGUCCUUGGGCCCCUGCACCCACGUCAGAGACCUGGAAGAAGCUCCUGGCCCCUGCCUGGCCCAGCCCUAGCUGUUGCAGCCAUUUGGGGAAUGGAGAUCUCUUUCUCUCUCCUUCUGUCUGUAUCUAUGUUUUUCAAAUAAAUAAAUACAUCUUUUAAAAAAAGGGCAACCCCCACUUGGCCUGCGCAAGGCCAGACUCCCUGCUGUCAACACUUGGUCACCCAGCUCACAGCUGAUGCUUUGUCCGUCGUCAGUCGAAUCCGCAACAGGAUCACAGGCCUGUGGGCCUCACGGGUGUCUGCCUCCUGGCACUCCUAAGUGAGGGCAGAUUCUGACCGCGUGUUAAUCCCUGGGACCAAGUUAACCAUAAUGGAAGCAAUCAGGCGACACGACACCGCAGGCUCACAGCUUCUGUCUGAAGAACAGUUAAGUUGAUUGUGCUUGUGUCAGCGAGGGUUAGGGUUAGGGUUGGCAAGCAUUGCAAGAAGCUAACAGAUGUGUCCAGAGCGAUGAGUGGGUUGAGUGGAGCAGGUGGAGGUUUUGUGGACCACGGUGAGCGCUUGCUGCAGAGGUGUCCACCGCGCUCUGGGCUGGACGUGGAUCCCGGCAGCUUCCUGCAGGUGCAGGUUGUUGGGACACACAGCCUUGUGAGACAAAGGGCAGAGACAUUUGCAUCACUGCCCCGGGCGGCUCCUCUGUGUGUGCUGCUCAAGUUAUUUUUCUGCAGUUACAGGUUUUUCCCCAGCGUUAACAGGAUAGCAGACAUGAGUCCAUGCGAAUUUUGCUACUGCAGUUUUGUGUCUCUUUGCAGAUGCAUGCCUUAAAUUCUUUUUCUUAAAAAAAGAUUUUAUUUAUUUAUUUGAGAGGUAGUUACAGACAGAGGGAGAGACAGAGAGAGGUCUUCCUUUCAUGGUUCACUCCCCAAAUGGCCGCAACAGCCAGAGCUGGGCCAAUCCAAACCCAGGAGCCAGGAGCUUCUUCCUGGUUUCCCAUGCAGGUGCAGGGGCCCAGGGACUUGGGCAUCUUCCACUGCUUUCCCAGGCCACAGCAGAGAGCUGGAUUGGAAGAGGAGCAGCCAGGAAUAGAACCGGCGCCCAUAUGGGUUGCCGGCACUGCAGGUGGAGGAUUAACCUACUGCACCACGGCGCCGGCCCCAGGCCUUGAAUUCUAAAAUCAGCACGCGUUGCUGCUUUGUCAAGUCAUUGUGCAAUUCAGAGCAUUUUACUUAAAAACAAGCUGGUGUGGCCUAGCGGCUAAAACUGCCACCUGCAGCACCAGCAGCCCACAGGGGCACUGGUCUGUGUCCCAGCUGCUCCACUUCCUUUUUUUUUUUUUUAAAUUUUAUUUAAUGAACAUAAAUUUCCAAAGUACAGCUUAUGGAUUACAAUAGCUUCUCCCCCCCCAUAACUUCCCUCCCACCCACAACACUCCCCUCUCCCACCCCCUCUCCUCUUCCAUUCACAUCAAGAUUAAUUUUCAAGUAUCUUUAUAUACAGAAGAUCAAUUUAGCAUAUAUUAAGUAAAGAUUUCAACAGUUUGCACCCACACAGAAACACAAAGUGUAAAAUACUAUUUGAGUACUAGUUAUAGCAUUAAUUAAACACCUAAGAAUAAUUGUGUAUUAAUUACAGAGUUGAAUCAAUAGUUUUAAGUAGAACAUAAAAAAUAC